AUGUGCGAAUCAGCUCUGCAUAAUCUCGACUACUACUGCAGUACAGCCCUCACUUGCCGCUACACACUCCCGCUAUCUCUCCAGGCCUUCAUCAACCAUGACCGAGUCCUCCGACGCUUCGACCAGGCGAUUGCCCAAACCGUCCUCCAGUUUCCCUUGCUACAAGUCGGCCUCGUCGGUGAGGGUACGAAAAAGCCUGCUUGGGUGUCGCUCCCGUCGCUUGAUCUCGCAGACCAUGUAUCUUGGGAUGUCCGGCCGAACUCGAAGGACUAUGAGAGGGCGUUUGAAGCGAAUCUGGAGUAUCAGCUCGACGCCAAGUUUGAGAGUGUUGAGACGAGGCCGGGGUGGAGAAUAUGUCUGAUGCGAACGAGGACAGACGACUUUGUUGAUGUGAUGUAUAUCUGGAGCCAUGCUAACCACGAUGGCAUGGGUGCCAAGAUCUUUCACCAAACACUACUCCAAAGCCUCAACUACCCAGUUUCUUCAUCACUACUUCGAAGAGGAUCUCGAGUCAUGACAACUUCUAUAUGCAAGGACAACUUUCCCCAACCACAGGAGAAGCUCGCCAAGCAUAACUUGAGCUUGGGGUAUGCCUGUUCAGAGAUCUGGCAUGGUCUUUGUCCUUCUUGCUUCCACUCAGAAGAGUCAAAAGCUCUCUGGGCGCCUAUCCAGGCUGACCCUUACAUCACACGUUUCAAGGCCAUUGAUAUUGAUGCCCUUACCUUGAAGAAGCUCUUGAGCCAGUGCCGAGAGAAUGAUACGACACUUACAGGCCUUAUCCACGGGAUUGUUCUAGCUUGUCUAUCCGUUGACAUCAAUGAGGGCAACACCGAUGCCUUCCAAGUCGCAACAGCAAUGGAUCAUCGAAAGUUCUUGCGCAAGGAGCUUCGGCCGUCAAAAUACGCAUCUCUUGAUCUCGAUAAUAGUAUUCAGAACUGCACUGCGUCCCUCACCCAUCUUUUCGACCACGAAAUCGUCAGCGACAUGCGAGCCCAAGCACGUAUUAACAAUUGGCCCGCCCAACCCAUCGAAGAUCUAGAGCCCACGAUCUGGAAAGCAGCACAGCAAAUCCGCAGAGAUAUCGAAAAGCGCCUCGACACUGGUGUAGACGAUAAUAUCGUCGGCUUGAUGAAGGUGGUGUCUGACUGGCAUGACUAUCUCAAGUCAUUGGAAAGAAGACCUCGAGAUUUAUCAUGGGAGGUUACGAAUCUUGGUGUUAUUGAUGGCAAGAGUGAGGAUGAUGGCUUUGUGGUGGGAAGGGCGAGGUUUUCACUGAGUGGAAAUGUUGUUGGGCCGGCGAUUCAGAUCAGUAUGGUCUCAGUGAAGGAUGGAGAUUUGUCGAUUGAGGUGUCUUGGCAGGACUUGCCGGAGAUUCGUGAGGAUGCUCAGAGGUUGGUGGAGAACAUGCGAGCUUGGUUGUUGUAUUUGGGUGCUUGA
Fusarium musae is the source of this 1437-nucleotide messenger RNA. RefSeq lists its product as uncharacterized. NCBI's taxonomy places the organism in Eukaryota, Fungi, Ascomycota, Sordariomycetes, Hypocreales, Nectriaceae. The record is from RefSeq and is a predicted model, not a curated record. The coding region runs from base 1 to 1437 and encodes 478 amino acids. The transcript has a single exon. Gene Ontology annotation, molecular function: N-acetyltransferase activity.